AUGGACCCAAGUCAGUCGACGCGACCAGCAUCCCAGUUGGUUGCUGGGUUUGCCUCGCCCUCGACUCCAGCAAGUGGGCGAAGGUCGCUGAGGCAAUCUACUCAAACUACCCAUUCCCAACCUUUACCGCAACACCCAUUGCGCGAUGCGGAGAAGGAUGAAUUACGGGUGCAAGUCAGCACCCUGAGAUACGAACUCGAGAAUAUCAAGCAAGAACAGGAACUACAAACCUUGCAACAUGAGAAGGAGACUCGUGAGAUUCAAAUAAAGGCGGAUGCGGACUUCCGAAAAGCGCAAGCAGCAGAGUCAGCAUCGAAUCGCGCCAUCAACAAGAGCGAAACCCUGGCAAAGGAACUAAAGGAGGCACAGGAGCAGGCACUCACUGACAGGACGAGCCUCGAACGCAAAAACCGAACACUGCAGGAUGAAAGACAAGCAUUACAAGAGGAGCUAGACGAUUCACAAGCACGUUUGUCCGACCAGGAGCGACACUCUAAGUAUCAGAUAAAUGAACUGGAAACCGUUCGUGCAUCUCUCCAAAAGACCAUUGAGGAAUUUCAAAAUGAUCUCCACGCGGCUCGCACCUCCCAGCAGACAACACAAGAAAAGUUGACUCAACGCGAAACCGAAGUUGCGGAGCUUGAGUCGGAGAACAUUCGCCUGAAAUCGGAGGGGAGCGAUGCCGAAGAACUGGCCGUUCUAAAAAGAGAACUUUCUGAACAAGUCAGCCAUAUUCGCGAAUUGGAGACGACGGGUCGGGAACAAGGCGCGGAACUACAAUAUCUACGGAAGGUCCAGAAGAAUGUCGAGGUGGUCCAGGAGCAAAAGAGGUCACUCGAGAACCAGCUAAUGGCUAUGAAAGACUUGGAGGCCGAGGUCGGUACACUGCAGAUUCAGAAACAGGUUCUCGAGGAUGAACGGCAAUCUUGGACCAGCCUGCUUGAAAACAACAAUCAAUCGGCUGAAUUCGAUUCUCCUGAAGCGGUUGUCAAAGCGCUGGCAGAGGCGCAAAUUGAAGUGGCGACGCUGGUUGAUCGACUUGGCACUGUUGAUGCGCAAUUCCUCGAGAGGGAUGAAGCGAUUAGGAUCUUGGAGAAUGAUAAAGCUACCCUUCGCCAAGAAAUCGAAAAGUUACGGGUCGCCUCUUCCUCUGCCAAUGGCUCUAGUGCAGCCCCCGCAGCAGCUGAGGCUCGGGCUAAGUCACGGCUGGAGCGACAGCGUGUUCUGGCUGUCAAGGAAGUCGAAUAUCUUCGGGCUCAACUCAAGGCUUUCGAUGAGGAGGAAAUCACAAUGAAUGAAGACAAGAGCUAUGACGAGCAAAAGGCGGAGCAGAUUGCACAAUUACAAAAAAUUGUGGAUGAGUACCGCAAUGAGCUCCAAACGGCGCACGAGGAACUUUCCAAGAGGGAGGCGCCACCUCCGCCAGCUCAAGAUGAUGGCCAGGCCCGGGGUACCAAGCGCCCCUUGUCAUCUGCAGAAGGCGAGGUCGACAGUGAACGUCUUUCUGUACUCACGCGGAAAAACCGCAAAUUGCAGGAGGCCCUCUCUAAAGCAGAGCAGGCCACGACACUUGGACGUCGAGAAUUGGAUGCCGCCAAGUCUCAAAUUAAGUCUCUCAAAUCUAAGUCGCGCACUCGUGUUCUCGAACUACGCGAUAAUCCGACCGCCGAGGCCGAGAAGAUCAAGAUGUCCACAUUGACAACACUACGUUCGGAGAACCAGGCUCUUCUCGCUCAGCUCCGCGGGGAGAACUCUGGCGUGAAAGCUGUCCCCGUAAGCACGCUUGACAGUCUCAAGCUUGAGAUGCAGGACAUGGAUCGCGUCAUUGCAGACAAGGAGAAGCGCAUGCGUCGUCUCAAAGAAAUCUGGACGGCCAAGAGUUCCGAGUUUCGCGAAGCGGUCGCCUCUCUCCUCGGCUUUAAACUUGACUUCCUCCCGAACGGCCGUGUUCGAGUGACUUCUAUGUUCCAUCUUUCUUCGGCCUACCGCCACGGCGAUGGCGACGAUCCCUCCAACUCCCGCGGCGCUGGUAGCAUGGGUGAUGGAGGUGAGAACUCCAUCGUUUUCGAUGGUGAGAACGGGACGAUGAAGAUCUCCGGGGACCGAAUAGUCUUUUCGCAAUGGAGAUCAAGCAUUUGA
This is a messenger RNA of Penicillium cosmopolitanum, 2139 nucleotides long. RefSeq names its product coiled-coil domain-containing protein MAD1. Lineage: Eukaryota; Fungi; Ascomycota; Eurotiomycetes; Eurotiales; Aspergillaceae. The transcript has 3 exons. The record is from RefSeq and is a predicted model, not a curated record. Gene Ontology annotation, cellular component: nuclear envelope; mitotic spindle; kinetochore. The coding region runs from base 1 to 2139 and encodes 712 amino acids. Gene Ontology annotation, biological process: attachment of mitotic spindle microtubules to kinetochore; mitotic spindle assembly checkpoint signaling.